GCUCGAGUCAGGAGUAAGCGAAAGCUGCCUGGUGUUCUGUUUCUUGAACAGUGAACAUUCUCCAAGUAUGGCUGAAGCUACUGUGCAAGCAAUUUUUCAAGUUGCUAGCGAAAUCUAUGAUAUUGUUCAAGAAGUGAAGGCAAACAAGGAGCGCUGUCAACGAUUCGCGACUCGUGUACGAUGCCUAGUCGAGCCCCUCAGGGGUGUGAGGAGGUUGAAUAACGCUGAUAACGCGAUUUAUGAACGGGCUCUAACCCAGCUUGAAAAAUGCUUGAGAGAGGGUAAGAUUUUCCUUGUCAAAUUUAGGGAUGCAGGAAUUAUCAAGAAAAUCUGGAAACGAGAAGACUAUAAGAGCGAUUUUGAUAACUUCAAUGUGAGACUGGACGGCCUUGUAUCGGCGCUAUCGUUGGGAUUGGAGGCAGCUACGAAGGCCAGAAUUGAUAAGAUGUUUGAACAACAGCGAAAGCUCAACGAAGACCGAAUGGAUGAAGAAAUAGAUUUUAAUAAAUUAUUAGAGGACUUGAAAGAAGGUCAACAGAAGAUGAGUGUUGACAUGGAUUCCAGAUUUGAUGAGGUAGAUGUCUCUCUUGAAGAAAUUACAGAGAAACUGGAUGAUCUUCGGAUGAGUAAAGAAACAAGUGAGCACGAUAAAAAAAUCGGUCAACCAAGUGAUGAGCUGAAGAUCAUAGAAAGUGAAGAAUUGAAAAUUAAAGAACUGAUAGGAGAAGGUCGAAUCGGUAAAGUCUACAAAGCUGUUUAUAACAAGCACACUGUUGCUGUUAAACGAUUCACAGAAAAGUCAACUGGGACAAUGUUAGCUAAGAACCUUAGAGAUGAAGCGGAGAAAAUGAAGAAAUUUGAUGCUGAGAAUGUAGUGAGAUUGUACGGAAUUUGUACAGAGAUUGGUUCACAUCUACUUGUUAUGGAAUAUAUGUCAGAAAAAGAUCUGCGAAGUGUUUUAGAUAAUCCUUCUAAGUACAAUUUAACCUGGAGACGCCGACUGCGCAUGGCCCUUGAAGGUGCUUGUGGUAUAUAUCGAAUCCACAAUGCAAAACCACCAAUGUUACAUCGGUCAAUUUCUAGCAGUAAGUUCCUUGUUAAUGAAGAUCUACACAUCAAAAUUUCAGACUGUGGAUUUUCUCUAACAAAGGCUUCUGCACGUAGACAUGAAAGCAGCAGUACAAAGACCACAUUAAAAUACAUUGCACCAGAACAUUUACAAGACGUCCAUACAUCCUAUACAGUGAAAAGUGAAGUAUAUAGCUAUGGAAUUGUGAUGUGGGAAAUUGCCACAUUGAAGGAACCAUUUGAAGGGAAGACAGAUUCUGGUGUGCAGAAAUAUGUCUGUGAAGAAAAGAAAAAAGAAGGAAUUGAAGAUCCAAAGUGCCCAGUUGAAUUUGCUGAUCUGAUUGAUAAAUGCAGAUCAUACGAUGCAUUUGUAAGACCAACUUUUGACGUAAUUGUGGACGAGUUGACAAAGAUACUGACAACGUACAACUAAGAAUCUUGCAAGUGUUGAAAUUAUUUCAGAAGAUAUUAUGGUGUGAAGAUAAAAGAGGCUGUGAAGACAUUUUUUUAUUUUUUUUAUUUAUGCUAUAAUAGAAACUACCUCCUUGACAGCUUUAUGUUGAAUGACAAGACAUUAUGGUGUGAAUGUUACUUGAUAAGUAAGCUGUUAAGAUAUUUUUGUUUAUCUGACAAUCAGUGUUUAACAACAUAAGAUUAACUAACAACAGCGAGUGGUGAUAGAGAUUUUGUGAAGAAUGCAUAAAUUAAGCAAAUAUUACCACUCAAUAUCUGACCAUUAAGUCUGUGCUGUUGAAUCACUAUCUUGAUUUCCCAUCAGCCUUUACUGCUAUUGUAGCAAUUUUAUUCGUCAUCACAUUCCUGAUACUACUAUUUAAGUAGUACAGAAGUCAAUUGUUGCUAGGGUAAACAAAUAUAAUGUGAGUGAAAUUGUAUGGUUUCAAAUAUUGAAUUUAGCACACUGCCAGAAUAACAAGUGUACAAAAAUGAAUAAGCACGACUCGUUCAUCAUCAGUGGAAUUGUGAAGAUAAUUUUACAUAAAUUCAAUUCAAUUCUAACAUAUUAGUUUUGAAAGAGUGGAACAUAUAGUUAAAGUAAAUAAUGUAUAAUUCAAUUUAAGUUAGGAAGCCAUUAGAUUUCGUCUAGGCAUAUUCACUAAGUUUAAAAUUGACUGGAUUGUGAUAGGAGCAAUACAUUAAGUAUUUCAUGCAUCUAAUUUUAGCUUAUCUCAUUCAGUAAAAUAUGAAAUUGCAAAUAAUUAUCUAUCAUGUAAAUGAUUAUAAAAAUUAAGCAAGUUAAUAUUGAUGGAUGUGAUACAAAUGUACCAAAGUGCCCUCAGAUUCUAUUAGAAGUACUCUUUCAAAAAUUUUCAUUAGCUAAUAACCCUUCAUUCAUUUUUCUUAA
Messenger RNA from Saccoglossus kowalevskii, 2431 nucleotides. Its product is annotated as mixed lineage kinase domain-like protein. NCBI's taxonomy places the organism in Eukaryota, Metazoa, Hemichordata, Enteropneusta, Harrimaniidae. The record is from RefSeq and is a predicted model, not a curated record. Gene Ontology annotation, molecular function: ATP binding; protein kinase activity. Gene Ontology annotation, biological process: necroptotic signaling pathway; cell surface receptor signaling pathway; protein phosphorylation.